GUAGAGUUCUAAGUUAUUGCUCAGUAACGCUUUGAAAUUCCCGCCAAAACUCGAUAUACUCUCUCGACACGGACUAUAUACCUUAUAUAUAGCGCGAGCUCCAAUAAUAGCUAUAGCGGGAGUCGGGACUCUAUAUAGGCUUUUCUCCCGUAGUAAAAGUUCGCGUGAACUAGACCAAUCAGUAUGUUUACACUUGAGAAAAAUUCAACUUUUUCCCGUGCACUCGCUCCUAAAAUGAGUGAGGAACUUUGCUCGCUAUUGGAAUUCGCUGCAAGUCUCGGCUAUCGUCUAUCAGAGGCAUGUAACGGAGAAUACACGCACUGAUCUCUCACGCGCGCGGCAUCGUCAGGACUUGAAGAUUUCCGAGUUGGCUUCUCCCACGGAAAUCGCUGGGCGUAUGAUUCAUCAAUUGAGGUUACCUUACUCGCGCGCGAGACAGAGAUCUCUGAUUACAUGUACACACGUAUGACUCUGUCUCUGUCUGCCUCAUAACUCUGUGUGUUGACAUUCUAUACUUCAGUCGAGAGGAGAGGAAUCUGACAAUGUUUCAAAAUCCGCUCGACUACGAAGAGUGAACGGUGUUUUGUGCGGACACAGAUUGUAAGCUUCCUCGUCUCGAAGAACACUGGGCUGAAAAAUUCGCAUUUUUUUUGUUUUCCCGGUAAUAUGCAGGGCGUCGACGGUUGACUCUGGUGCAUAUAAAUGAGUGCUUAUUGGAAGACACAGGUCGGAGUGAUGAUGUUAGAGGAUGACUGUUUUGGAGCACCUGUAGUCCAGGACUGCAAGAACUUUGCGAAGAUGACCUGAAGUGCGCUGAGGGAAAAGCAGCAGCAACAGCUACGAGGCUUCAGAGAGGCAAAUAUUAUUUUCCAUCCGUGAACAUGGUGCAUCCAUUGUUUAUCGAAGAUGCUUGGUGUUACUGGGUCAUCUCCGCUGGAGCACUAUUUUCCUUUGUCGGCCUCAUUGUUGCCUGUAUAUGUAGCUGUCGGCGAAAUGACAACAAGAGCGAGUUCCUGGGGCUUGCAGGUAUGGUAACAAUUACUCAUCCUGACAAUGAGGGAUUCUGCAGAAUUACCACGUCUUCCGAAGCAAUGCAGACUCUUCCACAGGACACAGUUGAUGGAGGAAAAAGAAGUAACACUGCAAACAGAAGCUUGCCAGAUAUUCCAAAGGAUAAAAAUGCAGAUUGUGAAACUGAUGUAGAAUUAAGGGAUGUGAUAUAUGAAGUUACAGAAAACAUAGGUGGCGAUCCAUCAGAGCUCUAUGCAACUGUCAGAGAUAAAAAUGAAGAUAGAAAGGAUAAGCGAGAUAAACAAAGUAUAUCACAGCAGAGUUCUCAGGAUGAAACAGCAAGUUUAUAUGCUAGGCUUCAAACUCCUCAAACAAGCAGUGAAGAACACCCAUAUGCACAAGUUCAAAAUGUUCCAAAGACUGAAAAUGCUCAACAUAUUAGCAGUCAUAUGAUUGACUUGGCUCAGCCGUCCACAUCAACGGGCGGAAAUUUGCCCGUUGCGCCGCCGAGAAGUCGUAGAUCAUCUUCGCAUAAUUCUCUCCUGGAACAACCUGUGCCUGACAUUCAAGCUGCAACUGCCAUCACUGGUGGAGUCCAAGCCAAUCAGGACUUGCCGUACAUGACACCGCCUAUCCUGAUGCCACUUCCACAACCCCCUCAGCCUCAAAAUAACAGUCCUCAGCAGCAACAUUUCAGCGGCGAUUCGCAAGAUUCAAAGGGAUAUACAAGUAUUAGUGUUAGAGAGCCAUUAGCCAAUAUAAUCGCACAAACGAAAAGCGCUCAACAACAGAGACAAGCCACUCGACCAAUUACGGAUCCACAUUACGCUACUGUUUCCGAUGAUUCUGAUGAAAUGUACGCUGCCAUCGACGAGCAGGACAAAGUUUACACGAGCGGCAGUGAGACGUACGCUCAGAUUCAGCCGAUGGCGGUUGAAGUCAAUCGACCACCUCAAAACGAACAACCGAACGUACUCUUACAAAGUUCUGUACGUGCGGAAGAACCUUAUGCGUUAGCGCCACAACCACCAAGCGUGGAUAGUCUUAGGCAUGUAGCGCACGCACAUUCGAGACAAGCCUCAUCAUCAAGCGCAACAAGCUCUGUGGCGAACCCCAGCUCACCGAAGCCCGAGAAGCGUCAGGCAAACUCACCGCUGCCGCCUCCACCCGAAAAUCCUAUGGACAUGUACGCGAUGAUCGACAAGCGCAAUAAAUCCGAUGAUCGCACUCGAGCUAGCGUAUCAUCUGGCAAAUCCCUGGAGGACAUGUAUGCCAAAGUGAUGAAAAAGAAGCGUGAAAGCGUAGACGAUGAUCUUACUGCCAGUCCAACUUCAGGCCUUCCGGUGGGUUUUAGUCUCGAAACAAGCGCAGCGGCGGCAGUGAUAUCGAGUGGAAGUGGAGCACGUCGCAAGCUCAGCCUGAUCGAGGUGAGUCGCGCUUCCUGGUCCAGCCACGAUUCCGUCGAGAUUUUGAAGCGUGAACCGGAUACUGUAGUGGCAUCUGUGGAACAUAAUAACGGCGUGGAGCCAUUCGACGAUGAAUUUGAUCUAGAUCAUGGCUACGAAGCUGUUGCGGGAGGGGGCGGUAAGCGUCUAAGUGCACCCAGCGUAGAUGCUAAUUACGAGACACUUAGACCCUUAAACUCGGCUUCGAGUUCGUCCAGAAAUGGCAUCGACACACAACUACCCAUAUACUCCAUGCCCUUCAAACAUCGACAGGUAAGCAACGCGAGCAGCGAAGAUCCUGGCUACGAAAAGGUGAGGCUAUGCAAGAGGCCAACGAGUGCAACUAGUAAUAUUGGCUUGGAAGAUGUUGACACGGAUUCUGAACCAAAUUAUGAGAGCAUGCCUCAUGAUCCAAUUGAGCCCAACUAUGCCUCAGUGGGCGCUUGCAGGCUCGGUACCUCAGACAGCGAUGCUGAUCCUAACUAUGAAAGCGUGAGCAACGGUGACCCAAACUAUGAAAGUGUGAAAUAUGUGAGCACGGGCUCUGCUGCGGCAGUCGCUGGUACGUCUAUGGAGCCACCAUAUGAAAGACUUGCCGCUCCUUAUGAUCCUGAUUACGAAAGGAUACGCAGGAGUGGUGAGUCUCACGGUGCCGGCGCCAAUGACACCGAUGAUGAGCAAUAUGUACAGGUCUAACGAUACCUCGCAAGGACUGCGAACCGGGCACUACGCGCCGGUAGUGAAGCUGCUCGGCGACGUUCGGUUUGCAGACCUGCGAUCGGUAAUCUGAGAAAAAGAUACGAGUAUUUAUUUUACAAACGAGUGUGACUCGUUACGAAAACACGCUCAACUUAAUAAGAGACUUUUCUUCUAGCGGAGUGCGUAAAAUUUCUACGCAUAUUUUUGAGCGACCUAAGGAAGUUGUAUUUAGAUACAGGUUGUAUUUCUUAAUUCUGAGUCAUUCCGGAAUCAUUAGCUCAAAAAAAUAUAUAAUUUAUUUUGUAAAAAUAUUUGCCUAAAGAAAAUACUUGUUACAUGUAGAUAUUUGACACAUGACGGAUAUUCCGUUUACUGUAAUGAUUAAAGAGAAUCAGAAGUUUAACUUCUGUGCAAUGCCGAUAUUGAACGCUAAAUUCUAGGAAAGAAAAUUUAGGCUAAAAAUCGUUUUAUCGUAACUUCUAUUUUCUAUAACGUAAUUCAUUGUUAGAUUUUUACAUUUAAUUGAGAGUAUUUCCAUUGCUUAUGUUGUAACUUGCAUAACACAUUAAAUGCGUUGAGAUCAUUACAUGGAGAACCCUUUAAGAAUUUAUGGGUAUUCAAUCAUAAACGAGAAAAAGACAGAAAUCAAUACUUUGUCAAAAUUAUUUUAGUAUUUAAUUAUAAGUCAAUAUUGUACAUAAGAAAUGUACUCUAUUAAAGUUUAUUCUCUUUUUCUUGACUAUGUCAAAAACUUGUUUUAUAAUAUGAUGAGAGAAAAGUUUAUGAAAUAAAUCAAACUCGGAAAAUAUAAAUUAUGAAAAUAUAAUUUUCAACAAAUAUUAUAAAUGUAAAACAAUGAGAUUCAUAAGCUUUAAAAAUUAUAAGCUAAAAGCAAAUAAUUAUUCAUUCCUGAAAGGAGUAAAAUGCAGAUAUUUCAAAUGCACGAUAUAAUCGAACAAAAAGUAAUUAAAAAUUACAAAAAAUCUGCAUGUACAGAGAUUCAAAGUUACCAUAAAUAAGUACUUUUGGUACUGUAAAGUAUUGACAAUGAAAAUUUAAAGUCCUACUUUUGUCUAUUUUUCUUAUUCGGUUUUGCAAAAUUUAACUAUUUUCAAUUUCGUUUCAUUGGUUAUUGGUCAUAGUUUAUUAUAUCUUAUUCUCAUCUAUUUGUAAUGAAAAUAUACCUAUAUUUUUUUUAUCAAAAAUAAAAUAUCUUUUCCAAAUGUAUCUCAAACGCAUGGAAAAUUAGAUCAUUUUAAAUGUACUAGAAUUUAAAAGAAAGCCAAAAGUUACAAGUAGUAUAAUUACUUUAAGAACAAAUAAACGACUAUUUUUAAUACAAGUUUUAACUAUAAUAUCAUAGAUUAUGAUACUAUCAGUAUAUAUACAUAUAUGUACAACGUUUCUUUCUAUUUUCAUAAGGGAGGGUUAAGGCUGAUAGUAAAAGUGGUGUGAAAGCCUGUGCGUAUUUUUGAAAUACGCCCUACUUUUUUCGUGAGUUAUUGUCAGCAAGAUAAAUGAAUAUUGCCUUCAUCAACAUUUUAAUUAAAAUAAAUACUGAAAGCAGUCUUAUGAAGCAUUUUUACGAUAACCUGACAUGAAGAUUUAUACACUACUCGCGUAUUCAUAAAAUAGCUCAAUAGCUCACGUUUAAAAUAAGCUUUUAUGUCUAUGCAAAGGACAACAAUUCUAUACUUUUUGUUUAAUCGUAUUAAAGUUACCAUUUUUAAUAAUAAAGAAUUUUUCUCCAUGGUUUCUCGGGUAUUGAAGCUCUGGCCUCCUAUAUUAGCAAUAUUAGUAACAAUAACAGUAUGCGUGUACAUAAUGACGAACCAACGAAUGAUAAUCUUCUCUCUAUUCGAUUCAGGCAUAAAUUAUUCUCACAUAAUUUAUUUAUAUUCCUAUCGCGUUGUCGAGCAUUCCAACCUAUGUGCCAAGCGACCUCGAUGUAGAAUUCAGUAUGUUAUAAUUCACUCUGCUGUAGCGUAGCCUAGGUACAAAGUAUCUAUGCUUAUAAUAUAUGAUAUUUCCUAUACAUACCGAAAACAGAUGCUCGGCAAUCAUCUAAUCUUCCAAGUUCCACAGUAUUUUUUACCUUUUCUUCCACGAGCUGUGCGUAUGCAGAGAAAAUAAAAAAGAGAAACGGGGAAAAAUAUAAGAGGUAUAUUUAUAUUUAAUAAUACGUAAGGAGAGUAUCUUUUUACACUCGGAGAAAGACUUGGUUAAUAUAUUUUGAUCGAUGAAUUCUACCUCGGUUGAUGUCUGUUUCAAGCUUUGCAAAGGAUCCGCGUUUAUAUAGUAAAAUAUUUUAAUAAAAUUAAAAAUUUUGAAUGUUAAAAUUAAAUUUUUAAAUUUUUAUCAAAUUAUAUAAGCUGCUUUGUGAUAGAUACUUGCGCAUCGUUUGAAUAACGUUAGAAUUGCGAUGGACGUUUCAGUAAAAUUAAAACUUUUUAUGAAUAACGAUAACUGCUAAGAAACUUCUUUGAGUGUGUACUCUUCUGUGUAACCAGUGCAAUGUAAACGGUAUACCUCGCAGUGGUUGAGGUAGCUUUAACGAAAAUUAACGAGCAAACUAGAGUUCCGCUCCAUGACAGUUUUUAAAAACUAAGUUUGUUUAAGAAAUACAGGGAUAAUGUAAACAUUUAUAUAUUGAAUAUCAUAUUAGGAGGCGUUUCAUCGAAGAUUCGCGGAGAUAGAAAUGAAAACUAUUAUUUUAUAUAAUAUAUAAUAUAUUGCGGAUUAUAUUAUCAGAAAUUUCUGUACUCGAGCGUCUUCAGCCCUGGCGUGGGACAUAAUUAAUGUAUAAUGAUUUUUUUAUUCAUGUAUAUACAUAUUAUGUAUACACAUAUAUGAUAUUUUAUUAAUAAAUUCUUUUUAUAUGGAACGAAAA
This is a messenger RNA of Nasonia vitripennis (jewel wasp), 6045 nucleotides long. RefSeq lists its product as uncharacterized. The record is from RefSeq and is a predicted model, not a curated record. Lineage: Eukaryota; Metazoa; Arthropoda; Insecta; Hymenoptera; Pteromalidae. The transcript has 11 exons. Bases 882 to 3152 code for a protein of 756 amino acids.